Prunus armeniaca (apricot) is the source of this 2235-nucleotide messenger RNA. The record is from the annotation of a GenBank genome assembly. NCBI's taxonomy places the organism in Eukaryota, Viridiplantae, Streptophyta, Magnoliopsida, Rosales, Rosaceae.
AUGCUAGUGCAAGCUUAUAACCUAAUGGCUCAUGCCUUCCUUCUCUUCCUCUUAUUCUCUUACAUUAUAUCUACACAUAUUCAUGCCUGCAAACAAACUGAACGCAGCUCCCUCUUGUCCUUCGCCCACACUUUAUCUUCUUCUCCUUUAAAUUGGACAUCCAUUGAUUGCUGUCGUUGGAAGGGCAUCACUUGUGAUCAAGAUGGUUGGGUCACCCGUUUGCUCUUGCCUUCCAAAGGACUCAAAGGAGGUAUCUCUCCCUUUGCACUUGCAAAUCUCACCCACUUGAACCUUUCCCACAAUUCACUAUAUGGCUCACUUGAGACUCAGUUCUUCUUGUCUUUGAAUAAACUUGAGAUCCUAGAUUUGAGCUAUAACCGUCUUUCUGGAAAGCUACCACUUUCUUUACCAUCCAGCAGUAUCCAGACAGUUGAUUUGUCCAGCAAUCACUUCUUUGGUGCAAUUCCAUCUUCAUUCUUCCAACAAGCAAGCAACUUGACUAGUUUCAAUGUCAACAACAAUACCUUCACAGGGUAUGUCCCAUCCUCUAUUUGUCUCCAUUAUUCUCCCUCCCUUAGGCUAUUGGAUUUUUCUUCCAAUCUAUUUAAUGGUGACCUUGCUCCUGGGUUAGGGAAGUGUUCUGAAUUGCAGGUUUUUCGUGCCAGUCGCAAUAACCUCUCAGGAUUACUUCCAGAAGAUAUCUAUAAUGCUACUAAACUUGAAGAAAUUGCAUUGCCUUUCAAUUCACUACAUGGAGCCAUUAGUGAUAAAAUUGUCAACCUCACCAACCUUGCCAUCCUUGACCUCUCCUUUAAUCAUUUUGGGGGCAAGCUUCCUCUCAAUUUGGGGAAGCUCUCCAAGUUGAAGUUUGUGACCUUUGAUUUCAACAAUUUUGAAGGAGCUUUGCCCCCAUCUUUGAUGAAUUGCACAAACCUUGUAGAAUUGCAUUUGGGAAACAACAACUUGGAAGGAGAAAUCUCCAUGCUUGAUUUCUCAAGGCUGAGUCAACUUACUAAACUUGACCUAAGGUUCAAUAACUUCACUGGUACAAUUCCAGUAAGCCUUUACUCGUGUAGGUCCCUAAAAGCCAUUGGAUUGUCUAAAAAUCCUCUAGGGGGACAAAUAGAAGCUGAGAUUCUUUCAUUGAAAUCCUUGUCCUUCCUCUCUAUUGGGUUCAACCGAUUCACUAACCUCACAGGGGCAAUGCAGAUAUUCAUGAGUUUCAAAAGUCUUCACGCACUCUUGCUCAGUGGUUCCUUUGUGGGUGAGGGAGUGCCAUCUGAUGAUGACAUGGUUGCUUUUCAUGGAUACCAAAAUCUUCGGGUUUUGAGUUUGGGUUCUUCUGACCUCAAUGGUCAAAUACCUUUAUGGUUAUCAAAGCUCAAGAAUCUAGAGAUGUUGGAACUGAGUUUCAAUGAAAUCACAGGGCCAAUUCCAAGUUGGUUGGGAACUCUUCCUAGGUUGUUUCACAUAAACUUGUCACACAACCGAAUUUCAGGUGAAUUUCCAAAGAAACUUUGUAGACUGCCAAGGUUGCUUUAUGAACCUGUUGCAUCUCAAGUAGACGAAUAUGAAUUUGAAUUGCAUGUCUUCGAUGUGACCGCCAUAACCCCAAGUCAGAAAUUUUCUUUUUUUUCAACAAUGAUAGACUUAUCUAACAAUAACAUUAGUGGUUAUAUACCUGCUGAGAUCGGACAAUUGCAGUUUCUCCGCAAGUUAGUUCUUGACUCCAACAACUUCUCCGGCGUCAUUCCAGACCAAAUAUCUAACCUAAAAAAUUUAGAGAUUUUGAACCUCUCUAUGAAUCACUUGUCUGGAAGAAUCCCAUUGUCAUUAGUGAGCCUUAAUUUCUUAAACCAAUUUAAUGUCUCAUGCAAUAACCUCGAAGGACCAAUACCAAUAGGAACCCAACUCCAAAGCUUCAACGCUUCUGCAUUUGAGGGGAACCCAAAACUUUGUGGUGCGCCACUUCCAAAUAAGUGCGAACCAAAUAAGGACAUGGACGUAGAUAACAAGAACAACAAAGACGUGGAAAAUGGACUUCAUCAACUUCCAUGGUUUUAUAUCAUUGCAGCAUUGGGGUUCAUAGUAGGAUUUUGGGGUGUUUGUGGUUCUUUACUUAUUAACAAGACAUGGAGAUAUGAGUAUUUUCGAUUCAUAGACAAUCUACAAGAAAGGUUCUAUGUGAUGAUAACAGUUUGCAUCAACACAAUGAAAGGAAGGCUUAGAGGGUAG